Arabidopsis lyrata subsp. lyrata is the source of this 1142-nucleotide messenger RNA. RefSeq lists its product as uncharacterized. The transcript is spliced from 2 exons. Gene Ontology annotation, molecular function: nucleic acid binding; RNA-DNA hybrid ribonuclease activity. Lineage: Eukaryota; Viridiplantae; Streptophyta; Magnoliopsida; Brassicales; Brassicaceae. Bases 112 to 1131 code for a protein of 339 amino acids. The record is from RefSeq and is a predicted model, not a curated record.
GAUCCACCAGACUUUCAGAUCUGCUUCACUUUUGUUGAUUCUUGUACCCAGCCGGCGAGCUCCUCCGUCAUUUAUGGCUCUCCAUCCUCCUUCUCUCAGUCACCGGGUUUGAUGAGACCUAAUUUAGCUCAUUCAGUUUCAAUGGGCUUGGAUUCUUUUGAGUCUAUAAUUGUGCUCUCUUGUAGCGCCUUUAUCGCUUUGAUGCGAUCUUUUACCGCAAUAUGCGGAUUUUGUCUCGAUUUGUCUAGUCUUGUGUUGACAUCUUUACUUUGGCUGAGUGAUUGCCAGUUUCGAGUUCAAGCUCCUUCGAUUGUCCCCACCGCGAUUCUCUCCUCCGUCACCCCUGGAAGUCUUGAUGUCGUCUUAUGCAACCUCGCUCUCUCCGUGAACUCCUGGGAUUGGAUGGGCUUGGUUCAGCCUUGCGUGUCCUCAAGUGACAUGUAUGUUGCCUUCCCGUGUGCCCCGACUGCUGUAGGUAGCUCGUGGGCUGGAAUCGUCAUGAACUGCGUGUGCCAAAGGAUUCAGACCGGCUCUCUCUUCAACGGGCAACCCCAGCCCUCAUGGGCUCUCCUCCCUAUUUACAUGACGUCGAAAGGCCCUAGAAGAAGCGUUGGCGUUCUUUGUGUUGUUGAUGGGUUGUGUGCAGGACUAGGCCUCACGGAAGAGGACGGCUGGGUUAUAAAGUCCCAACCAAUCCAGCUAUCAUCACAAAAGGUGGAAGCGUUCUUGAGCUUCUCGGAUGCAGCAUGGUUACAAUCCUCGAUCUGCUGUGGGUUGGGCUGGUGUUUCAAGGACCCACUCAACGGAAAGAUCCACCAUGGAUCUUUUUCAAGACCCUUUGUGUCCUCUGUUCUUGUAACGGAGGCACUAGCUCUCAAGGCGGCUAUCAUGGCAGCUUUAACAUUGGGUGUAUCAAGGCUGGCUUGUAUUUCGGAUUGUCAGGAGCUUGUUCUUCUGGCCAAUACCGGUGGCCACGCAAACGAAGUAGAUGGCAUAUUAGCGGAUUUCUUUCGUUUUAUGUUUAUGUCUAGUUCUGUUCACUUUGUUCCAAGGGCUGAAAACUGUGGAGCUGAUGUUUUAGCAAAAGCUGGCCUAUUAUCCUGUAUUCCCUCCUCCAUAUCUGGAGUUUGAGUCUUUUUAUA